UAUCACCGACUCAUUUUCCAGAAAAGUGCCUUCAGAUUUUCCUGUAAUACUAGUUAAUGGCUUUGCAGCAUGUUUGGCAUCAAUAUGCCACAAGUUCCUUAGAUGUCCAGGACGUUUUUCCAAGACUUUGGUAAAUGUACGAAAGGGGUCUCAACAUCCUAUAUCAAGAAAGAGCUGGUAUUAUAUCGAAGAAAACAACAUGUCGCAACAAGUCCUAAAAGCUAACCUCGUACUAGCAAGUGAUAAUAAGAAACAUGAGGACCCGGAACUUUCUUAUCUUCGCAAGGAAGUUGGAGGUUAUGCCGUAACAAGUAGUAGACCACCAAAGAGUUUAGUUUCAGACAAAGAUUUUACUCGAAACCCAUAUAUACGAAAAUCUGCUGUGCUAAGUAAGUCUAAUUCAAAGGUGGAACCAAAAGCUGUGGUCAUUCACAACAGGUAUUUGUCAAAAGACGAAUGGCGACAAAUAUUUCUUGAUUACAACGCAACCGGAUACUACAAUGAAAACUUUCUCUCAGUUGUGAUAACUCAGUUUGUUUUGCAAAUCAAUCCAGUAGAUGGUUUAAAGGGGAGUGCAAGAUCUAAUGUGAUGCUGUGGGAAAGUAAAGACUGGCACCGUUCACCACUCUUGCAAUCUUUAAUUGAUUACAUUAUAAGAGAAGAAGAUGGAUAUUCUGUUCCUGAAACUGCCCUUACAGUUUACAGCAAGGCUUGUCUAGAUAGAUUAGACCCACAACGUGUUGUUGAUAUUUUUAGAAAAGUAAAGCACCGCACAGAGGUCCACAAUGUGCACUACCUUCAGUUGGUUGUUUCUGCAUUUCAUCCUCACAUUGGUCCAGAUUAUGAGGAUUGCAAAAAAUGGAUAUUUCCUUACAUGAAAUCGUUUCACAAACUUUCCCCAACCGAUUUGCAACUAGUUUCAGCAUUAGCUAUUGCAGCGUUCAGACACAAUGACUUAGAGGUUGCACUUCCUUUAUUAAGUCACAAUACCAAGAAAUCAUUCAAAGAUUUACCUGUUUUGAACGAUCCCAUAUUACAGCCUUUCCUACAAUGCAUGAGCUACUGUGAUGACCCAACAACAUGGUCAGAGAGAAAGAAAGUGGUUGAAAGUUACUUGAAUGACCGGUGCAAAAGAAAUCAUUGUUUUACAGCGGACCACAUAGGGCAUGUGGCAGAUUGGUUUAAACAAAUUAAAUCAGAGAAUUGGACACCGCACUGGUUGACACAUAAUGACGUCAUGUGCAAACAAGGGUUUUGUCCGAUAACUGGCAAAGAGUUGAUCACUACCAAUCUCCAGGAACAUGAAAGUGAUUAUUUGAAGGAAAUUAUUGCGCAAGUAUUAAUGGAGUUGGUGCAUGGGAAAAGCAAUCCUUAUGCAUUGAAAAAACUAAGAAAUAUGAAAGAGGAAGAUUCUGAAAGAGGAAUAUUAAAAAUGUCGUUUAUCACUGUGAGGUUUCUUGAGUUUAUAAUGGAGCAUGGACCGUUUGAUGCUGUUAUUGAUGGUUUAAAUGUAGUGUUGGGGACCAAUGCAACUAGCAACACUCCAGGCUUAAAAUUGCUAUAUAAUGGAAUUAAAUUCAUGAAAAGAAAAAGGAAAAACAUGAAAAUAUUUCUUCCUCUUCCAUAUUCAAUGCAGCCACACAUUGAACAACAUGUAAAUGAUUUGAACAAUGUCACCAGUAUUAUGUAUUUUAAAAGCAGAAAAAUUAUGGAUGAUUCCCUUCUUUUAUAUGCUGCCAUGGUUGGCAAUGAUGACUGUUUAUUAAUCAGCAUGGACAAGUUUCGUGACUUUGCUUUUUACGUUAAGUCUUCACUUGGUGAUGAGGCUGCAAGUCUAUUCUUUAAGUUUCAAAGAAACCGACAAACUUAUAUCUCACCUUUUGGGAAAGUUGCUAAACCACUUGGCACCGCUCAUACUGUUGUAAAGGGAGAGUCGUCUUGGAAUUUCGGGUAUUACCAAAAUGUUGCAGAAUAUAGUAAAGCCAAGUAUCCAACCCGUUGGCUCUGCAUGCGGAAAACCUGAUACAUGGAAUAGAAUUUAUCUAAAAUUAAAUGAAGAUAUGUACUUCAAGCGGGGGGCUGAUCAACGUGGUAAUUACUCUUGAAGUGGAAAACACAGCACUUAAAAUAUCCUACGCUGGUUAAAAUAUGUUUCAUCCACUGAAUUUCUGUACUGUUGCUCAAAAAUGGCAAAUCCUGUUUUUUUAGCUGAUAAAUUGGAUUCAACAU
Molecule: messenger RNA, 2229 nt
Organism: Ciona intestinalis (vase tunicate)
Lineage: Eukaryota; Metazoa; Chordata; Ascidiacea; Phlebobranchia; Cionidae
Source: RefSeq, a predicted model, not a curated record